AGAGAUUAAAAAGAUGGUAGUAUAAAAAUUUUCAAAUUGCGGAAGGUCGUGCUACUUAGGAGUUGUAAUUCUUUCACUUAAAAAUGAAUUCUACUUGUUGCUGUUGCUGGGAAAAGUAUGGCGAAAGAUCAAAAUCAUUGAAAAAAAUGAAUAAAAACUUAGAAGAACAAAUUCAAAUGUUUAUCUUUCCUGGAUAUACGAUGAACAACGAUUGCAAUCCAUCAGUUGUUUGUCCUGGUUGCCGAAGAAAUCUUUACAGACUCAAAAAGGGAGACUCACCUCGUGGUGAAUGGGGAGCUAAGGUAGAGUGGAAAACCCUUUUGAGAAAUAGCCCCAGAACCAGUCUAACUCUUCCAGAUGAGAUAACUAAUUUUCCGACAACUAAGUCAAGUAUACGUUCUUUUUGCUAUUCAUUGCCUGCACCUGGUUAUUCUCAUAACUGUACACCCACCAGUCCUGUGGCAAAUAUCAUUACACUGUCAUUUCUUCUAGGUUCUCUUCAAGCUGAACAGGUUGCUUCUGGAAUUAUAAAAAGUAAAAUGGCUACAGAAAGUUUGGUUGACGGAUCAACAUUUUGUUUAUCUACAGGAGGAAAUCCGCUAAAAGUCACAGUUGGUAUACCAGAAAACAAAUCAAAAAGGACUUCUAUUAAGCAGCUUUCCAUCGAAAUAAUAAAGCAAUUACAAAUUGUGUUAGAACUUUCAAAUAGAAAAACAAAAGAGAUGCUUUCUACUUUACGCAAAGGUUUAGGAAAUAAGCUUUCCAUUGAGCCUAAUAUUUUUGGUCGUCUUUCUGAAUUAGAAGAAUAUAUUUCUAAUUAUGAAGGAAUAUCUACAUUAAAUUUAGGGACAAAACGAACUCUUGGCAGUAUUGAUUAUUGGUACAAUAAAUAUUUAGAAAAUAACUCAGUAAAAUCAUCCAUGCAAGAGUUUAUGAACUGCAUCAAUUCUCGAAUUUUAUAUAUUAAUUUAGAUCCAAAUACUUUAAUUGAGCAACUCAUUCCUCCACCUGAACUUCAUUUGUUAAUUGGUUUUGUUUCACUGCUUGGAAAUUUUUUGUUAGAUGUCUGGCCAGGAUUUGAUGAUUGGCUAAAGUCAAAAAAUGUUAUUCAGCGAGGGUACCAAGGCAGAGGCUGGGACGGAAACAAUUCGAAUAAAAUAUUAGAAAAUCUUGAUUCUCUUGAAACACAAAUUUUAGAAACAUUUACUUGUUUGAUUCCAAUUGUACAGUGUUUGAGAGAUUUUAGAAAUGUAAAAAAUUGUUGCUUUUCCAGCAAUUUACAAACUGGCUUCAAAGAAGCAAUAACAAAUUUAAAGAAUUCAUUUCUUUCCGCACAAGAAGUUGCAGUAAAUUUAAAUAAACAAAUAAAUACAACAUGGAAAGUCCACAUUCUACUGUGUCAUGUACAGCCAUAUGUGGAACACCAUAACAAAGGAUUGGGUAACUUUGCUGAACAAUGUGGAGAAAGUAUUCAUGCAAAGUUUAAGCCAACAUGGACAAGGUUUAAGAGACAAAUAGAGCAUUCCGAACAUGGUGACAGACUAUUAUCAGCAGCAGUUGAUUUUGGAGCAAAAAGAAUUUGAUUUUGUUUAUAAAUUUAUUUAUAUAGUUAUAUGUAUAUAUGUAUAUUUAUAUUGUGUGUGUGUGU
This is a messenger RNA of Hydra vulgaris (swiftwater hydra), 1648 nucleotides long. The record is from RefSeq and is a predicted model, not a curated record. NCBI's taxonomy places the organism in Eukaryota, Metazoa, Cnidaria, Hydrozoa, Anthoathecata, Hydridae.